Molecule: messenger RNA, 5521 nt
Organism: Coregonus clupeaformis (lake whitefish)
Lineage: Eukaryota; Metazoa; Chordata; Actinopteri; Salmoniformes; Salmonidae
Product: zinc finger and BTB domain-containing protein 5-like
Exons: 6
Coding region: 307-2310 (667 amino acids)
Biological process (GO): regulation of transcription by RNA polymerase II
Cellular component (GO): nucleus
Molecular function (GO): RNA polymerase II cis-regulatory region sequence-specific DNA binding; protein binding; DNA-binding transcription factor activity, RNA polymerase II-specific
Source: RefSeq, a predicted model, not a curated record
UCUAGCUCCAGCCCCACGAGAAGACUCUCUUUGGUAAAAAAAUCAAAAUGUAGAUUAUUUCAAAGUAGCUACAUGGAGUCAUAGCUAUCUAGCUGUGUUGUGUCUGUCCUUGGGGUUCAACCAGUCGGACAACAUUCCGGAAAAGGGAUUCGCAUAUUGGGAAUGUGUGACUGUGAGCAUUGGAGUAGCUUCAGCGGUCCAUGAAGACCUGCCUAGCCGUCGGUAGUCCUCAUUCUGUCCGGUCUAGUGGACUUGAUGAACCCCGCCUGCCCGCCCUGACCCGGGAGUAGCACCGACAACACGGUCAUGGACUUCCCGGGCCACUUCGACCAGGUCUUCCAGCAGCUGAACUACCAGCGUGUCCACAGCCAGCUGUGUGACUGUGUCAUUGUGGUGGGCAGCCGCCAUUUUAAGGCCCACCGCUCGGUGCUGGCGGCUUGCAGCACUCACUUCAGGGCCCUAUUCACUGUCGCCCAGGGAGACGCCAGCAUGAACAUGAUACAACUGGACAGCGAGGUGGUGACGGCGGAGGCGUUUGCCGCCCUGGUGGACAUGAUGUACACCUCCACCCUGAUGCUAGGGGAGAGCAACGUGAUGGACGUGCUGCUAGCCGCCUCUCACCUCCACCUGAACACCGUAGUCAAGGCCUGUAAACACUACCUAACCACCCGCACCAUGCCCAUGUCCCCGCCGGCAGACCACCGGGCCACACAACACCGCCAGCAGCGCCAACCCACCCACGCAGACCAGCAGAGACACAGGCAGGAGACGGCAGCCGUCGAAGAAGCCCUCCUGAGCUUCGGCCUAUCUGAGGACAGGCCCAGGCAGAGGGCCCGCCCCGCUGGACCCCCCGGCGGGGGUGAGGAAGGGGGGCUACUCUCCCACGACUCCCGCAAGACUGCGGAGGAGGCUAGACUGGACGCGGCGAUCACUGGCCUAGUAGAGGGCGUGUCCCAGGAUGACUCCCAGAUGCCCAGCCAAUCGGACGGAGGACACUGCGAAGGGGAGGAGCAAGGGAUGGCGGCGGAGGAGGUGGGUGUGGGGAAGGAAUCCCUGGAUGGAGGGAGUCACCAUGGUGAUGGGGUGGAGGUGAAGAUGAAGGAGGGAACGGAGGAGGAAGAGGAGGAGGAGGAAGGACGGGAGAAACAGGGAAAGGUGGUGGUGAAGUGUGAGCCUCUGAGCUCCCCGGAGCCAGCUGAUGACCUCACCAUCCAAGGCAGCGAUCAGCUGGGACCUGGAGAAGGAGGAGGAGGAGGAGGAGGAGGAGGAAGAGGAGAAGAAGAGGGGGAGAAGGUAGAACUGAGCCCACAGAGCAGCGACCGCAGUCUCUCCUCCUCUGACCAACAGCUGCUCCAGCCCAGAUCCCAGCUCCUGUUGAAAGGAGGUCUUGGUGGGGGGAGUGGAGGUGGUUUUGGGUGUAGCAACGAUCUUGAUGGGAAGUCUGGUUUUAGGAUUUCUAGCUUCCUCAGCUCCAAGGUCUUUGGAGGCGCGGGCUCGGGGGUCGAUGCCGGGGACGACGACCUCAACACGACAACUGGCGAGGCGAUGGCAGCGGCACAUCACUUCCUGCUGAGCCCGGAACACUCUGGGACCACUAACUCCGCCUCGUCCUCGAUGCUCCGUCCCGGGUCGGCCACCCACCUGAACCUGCUGGGUGGCGACGGUCUCGGGGGAUUCUCUACAGACGCUGAUUCGCUCUUCCUGCGGCCCCUGCAUGACGGGCUGGGAAACCCCAGGGGAGGAGGAGGGUUUCCAGACCUGUUCUCUCUGGACUUCCAGCGAUCCAGCCUGGGACUGCACUCCCUGGCCCGGGCCUCUAGAGGGGGCUCCCUGGGCUUUCCUGGAUACCGCCGCAUCGCACCUAAAAACGACAACAUGGGAGGAGGAGCGGGGGCCGUUCUCCAAGACUCCCUGUCUUCCUCCAGUCUGGGGGAAGGGGGACCCCUGCUUCUGAACGGGUCGGGGGGUUACGAGUCAGGCCCACCCACCUCCUCCUCCUCCUCAGCCCCCAACCCCCACCCCCAGCUGACCCGUGCCUCAGCGGACGUCCUCUCCAAGUGUAAGAAGGCCCUGUCUGAACACAACGUCCUGGUGGUAGAGGGAGCCAGGAAGUACGCCUGUAGGAUCUGCUGUAAGACCUUUCUCACCCUGACAGACUGUAAGAAACACAUCAGGGUCCACACAGGGGAGAAGCCUUACGCCUGCCUCAAGUGUGGCAAGCGCUUCAGCCAGUCGUCCCACCUGUACAAACACUCCAAGACCACCUGCCUGCGCUGGCAGAACAGCAACAUGCCCAACACACUGAUGUAGAGUGGUAGAUGAUGUGAUCACGGUAGGAGGAGUGGACAUUUGGGGUUGGACGGUAUCCAGAUUGUAUACGUUUUGUACCGUCCUUGUGCCAUACCGGGGUAUACGGUAUUACCGGCAUUGUGCACAAGCCAAGGUUUUUUUUUUUUAUGCAACAAAAAAGAAGCCUAAUUAGCGCCUGUUACCAGUAUGCUAACAAAGUAGUAGAGAAUUCCCAUAGCGAAUGCUAGCUAAAUGCUAACGAGUCAAGCGCUUCAGCCAGUCGUCCCACCUGUACAAACACUCCAAGACCACCUGUCUGCGCUGGCAGAACAGCAACAUGCCCAACACACUGAUGGAGAGUGGUAGGCUGGCCUGGUAGGGUUGAGUUGGAUUGGGAAAUUCCUGGGAAACUUACCAGAAGUUUUGGGAAGGUUUCUCCAUAAAUCCCGAUUUUCAACAAAAACAAGAGUUUGUAUUGGACAAAUGGGUUCCGUUUGGUUCCUUGUAAACACAGCCCUGCUAGGUAGGUUUGAGUUUUUAAAAAUGUCCAGAAAUACUCCCAGGUCUAAAUCCGUCUCUGAUUAGAGGGGAAGAAUGGAAAAUAGCAGUGGAACUGGCUUUGAUUGUCCAGAUUAGAAUCUGAAGGGGACUAUACAGUAUCACCUGUACUCUGUCUAAAGUGGACUCUGGACUCUCUACAGUCUCAGCCCUGUCUGUUCAACUGGUACCGGGGGGGACCUUGUGAGGCCUGUGGGCCCGCCUAGAACAGAACCGACAUGUUGGUGAGAGUCUCACCUUUCCACAGAUGGGGUCAUAUUGAUGUGUGGGCCCCAAACUGUUCGAACGCUGCAAGACAGAAGUCGUCAGAUCGGCCGUACCGACUUCAGACGAGUCCCAAGACGCUUUCGGGAGUCAUCUGACAAACCACCGCUCUUUCACCGCAGAUGUGGAAGUGUGACAUCGGUGGAUUGAGACUCAUCCAAUACAAAAAUAUCUCUUAACUUAAACUGACAGAUUUUUUUAUUAUGCUAAUUAAUUUCCGCGGGGCUGUGGAAAAUCGACUCUAGGAGUUAAUAGACUCCAAGCUAGAGACAUACACUUUUAUCCAAAGCGACUUACAGUAGUGUGUGCAUAUCUAUGGGUGGCCCCAGCAGGAAUCGAACCCACAACCCUGGUGUUGCAAGUGCCAUGUUCUACCAACUGAGCCAAACAGGACCGUUGACAGAUGCGAUCGCUUUAGAAAAGGAGUCCCUUCAGGAGGGGGAGAUGGAACCCUGUUGUGUUCCUAUUGGAACCAUGUUCAGAACCUUUCUGAAACAGGACUUCAGAUUCAGAACAGUCCUGAAGCUGAAACCUGGCUAGGGAGAUUCAGAACAGUCCUGAAGCUGAAACCUGGCUAGGGAGAUUCAGAACAGUCCUGAAACUGAAACCUGGAUAGGGAGAUUCAGAACAGUCCUGAAACUGAAACCUGGAUAGGGAGAUUCAGAACAGUCCUGAAGCAGAAACCUGGAUAGGGAGAUUCAGAACAGUCCUGAAGCUGAAACCUGGAUAGGGAGAUUCAGAACAGUCCUGAAGCUGAAACCUGGAUAGGGAGAUUCAGAACAGUCCUGAAGCUGAAACCUGGAUAGGGAGAUUCAGAACAGUCCUGAAGCUGAAACCUGGAUAGGGAGAUUCAGAAAAGUCCUGAAGUUUAAACCUGGCUAGGGAGAUUCAGAACAGUCCUGAAGCAGAAACCUGGCUAGGGAGAUUCAGAAAAGUCCUGAAGCAGAAACCUGGAUAGGGAGAUUCAGAACAGUCCUGAAGCUGAAACCUGGAUAGGGAGAUUCAGAACCGUCCUGAAGCUGAAACCUGGCUAGGGAGAUUCAGAACAGUCCUGAAGCUGAAACCUGGCUAGGGAGAUUCAGAAAAGUCCUGAAGUUGAAACCUGGCUAGGGAGAUUUAGAAAAGUCCUGAAGCUGAAACCUGGAUAGGGAGAUUCAGAAAAGUCCUGAAACUGAAACCUGGCUAGGGAGAUUCAGAACAGUCCUGAAGCUGAAACCUGGAUAGGGUUGCAAAACUCAGAACUUUCCCCAAAUUCCCAGGUUUUCCAGAAAUCCUGGCUGGAGGAUUCAGGAUUUCCUGCUUACUGGAAAACCUGAGAAUUUGGGGAAUUGUGCAACGCUAAACCUGGAGCUUGGCUUGGGGACCUGGUCUGGGACCAGUCUAUGAGGGGAACAUUUCCUCUUAAGGUCCUUUAAAAACAGAUCUGGGACCAGGCUAGGAGAGGACCACUUCUUCUCCUGGUCCUUUACAUUCAUGUCAAAGUCAGAUGUUUAAUGUUUUUUAAAUAUGGAGUUGCCUUUUCAUCGGUUGCACCUUUUUGAAUGAAACACCCUAUUCCCUAUAUAGUGCACUACUUUUGACCAGGACCCAAAGGGUAGUAGUGGACUACAUAGGGAACAUGGGGGACCCUUAUCCCCUCUCCUCACAGGACAAAACAUUAGAAAUGUAAACAUUGCACAUUUUAAUAUUGGCUUUAACACUUUCCUCUGCGAGGGGACAUCAAAUAGAACCAGUGUCUAUAACUAGAGCCUGGAGUGUCUCCUGGUCAGGUCACAUGAUCAGGGAUUACUCUGGGCCCCAGUUAACUAUAACAUAGUGUUGUUGGUUACUAGAUGUCGUGGAACAGUUUGGUACAGUAUCUGUGCUUCUUAAAUGUAUUUUUAAUACAUCGAUCACUAACACUUCAACUCAACUGUAACAUAGUCUUUAGACAAUACUAUAUAUAUAUAUUACCCUAACCCCCCCCCCCCAAAAAAAAAAAAAAAGCUUAGACUGCUAAUAAGAAUGUUGGAUUUUGUGGUUCUGUGUUUCCGUGGCAAUGUGUUGGUCCGGUAACGUUACCGUACUGAGUUCUGUUGUAGUUAAACUGACUGACUGGUCAGAGGACAACCUCGCUAUUUAGUGCACUAGAAAGAAACUAGGGUGGCAUUUGAGAGUCGCUCAGUGUGGAUGGGUAGCCGGGUAACUAGUGGAAACCUUAAGGCCGUGGAGUCUUCCCACUGUCGCUCAGUCUGUGGAGUCUUCACUGUUACUCAGUCUGUGGAGUCUCCCCUGUUACUCAGUCUGUGGAGUCUCCCUGUUACUCAGUCUGUGCUAAAAGACUUUGAGGUUUCCUUAUACUUAUUUUCCACCAUAAUUUGCAAAUAAAUUCAUUAAAAAUCCUACAAUGUGAUUUUCUGGAUUUUUUUUU